Molecule: messenger RNA, 1064 nt
Organism: Paramecium sonneborni
Lineage: Eukaryota; Ciliophora; Oligohymenophorea; Peniculida; Parameciidae
Source: the annotation of a GenBank genome assembly
AUGGAAGGUUUAGUCUCCCCAACUGAUUCUGUUUAAAUAAAUUGGAAAUUUGUAACUAGACUAGAAAAACUAAGGAAGCUUUUUGAUAAUAAUCUACAAAAGAAAAAUGAAUAAAAUAUCAUAAUUUAAUAAUCCGAAACUGUUAUACCUGAUUGGGAUGAGAUUUUAAGUUGCUAUAAGGAUGUAGAAAGGUCACACAACGAGUUUAAUAUGACAAACAUUGGAAAAUGGAAAAAGAUGGAUAAUUAGGAAAUAGACCUCCUGAAGAUAAUUGUAGGAUUGUAUUGCAACAUUCAUAAUCUUUAGCCUUUAUUGAUGGUAUUAAUAAAUAUUAAUGUUUAGGAUGUUUAUGAUUGGGAUUAAGUAGGCUCAAUAUUAUUCAAUAGACAUUGGAAAGUUUGUAGAAGUAAAUGGAUGGAAAGUUAAGCAACUUCUAUAGUAGAUCAUCCUUGGUCUCGAGAAGAGGAUACUAUUUUAGCAUAGCUUUAUGAAAAACAUGCAUAAUAGAAUAGAUAUAAUAAAUGGAGUUUAAUAUCUAUGGAAAUGAGUAAACUUUGCAAAUCAAACCAUGUAAGAUUGGGUAAAUAAUGCAGAGAAAGAUGGAUUAAUAAAUUAAAUCCUUUAGUUGAAAAGUAUAAAAAUUAAUUUUAUCUUUGUUUAGAGGUCCAUGGUACAAAGAAGAAGAGAUUAAAUUAUUAAUUGCUGUUCUCAAUUUUGGAAAGAAAUGGUCAUUAAUUUCAAGAACAAAUUUUAAUAAUUAAAGAACUGAAAAUUGUUUAAAAAAUAGAUUUCAUACAAUAAUCAAAAGAGAAUCAUCAAAAUUUGAAAAGAAUUAAACGCAAAAAUAAAUUUCAUAAGAAUAAACAUAGGAAGAUGAAGAAAAGUUAAUAGAGCAAAUUAUUCAAGAAUUAAAAGAAGAAUCUUUUCUUCAAUAAUAGUCCGAUAUCUGUACUAAGCAAAGGAAAAAAAUUACUAUUGAAUAAUUAGAUAAGAAUUUCAAUUUUAAUGACAAUACUAUUCAGAUAGCUAUAAUAAAGAAGAAUAAAAUUAAUGCAGUUUUAUGA